AUGGAUGAAGACCAGUGGAUGUAUGAUAGUAUGGUGUCUGAAGAAGUUAAUAUGAAUGUUGAAAGUGAGGUAGAUGUUGGCGUUAAAGUAGAACACGUUGAUUGUUCUGAUGCCUUUAAUACUUCUCAGUUGUUUGCUAGCCGUGAUGAAGUUUUACAAUGGGCUCGAUCGUUGGCUCAUGACAUUGGAAGAGCCUCAUUUCUAUUGAUAGCUUGUGAAAGGAGUUGGAAGUAUAGUCCUAAGAAAGAUAAUUUGGUAAGAACAUGCACUGGAAUGACAUUCUUUGCCGCUUUUGCUUACUUGGAAGGAGAAUGUCUUAAUAAUGUUGUUUGGUCUCUACAGCAGUUUCGGGGUCUUUUCAUGAGAGUUGAUGCACUCCCCAGGGUUACUGUUACCGACAGGGUUGAGAGUGCUCAUUGGUCACUAAAGAGACUCCUACAAAAAUCUGUUGGUGACAUAUGCAGUGUUUGGGAAGCAAUGAAUAAUAUGAUGACACUUCAACACACCCAGAUUAAAGCAUCUUUUGAGACAAGCAUGCACGUGGUUGGGCAUGUGUUUAAAGUAACAUUGUACAAAAAACUACUUGGCAUGGUAUCAAGGUACACUUUAAAUGAAAUUGCUGCUGAGUAUGAGCGUGUAGCUUAUGCAGGCAAAAACCCUUCACGAUGUGGAUGUGUCAUGAGGAGUACCCACGGUCUUCCAUGUGCAUGUGAGUUGUUUAAAUAUGUUGUGACCAUAACUGAGGAGAUGGAAACCAUAUCGAAACGCUUUGAGCAGCUCGAUGUUUGUGGUAAAGUACAUUUGAAGUCAAAGCUGCGAGAAAUUGCUUAUCAUGAUAUGAACUCCAUGUGUCCUCCUCCAAAAAAGAUGAAGACCAAGGGUGCUCCAAAAAAACCGUUGACCAAACAACAAAAGUUAACAAAACGUGAUACGUCUUAUUGGGAGUAUGUUGAUGCAUUACACUUUGUGCAAAAUAGUAAUUCGGAUGGUAAUUGUGAUUAUCGGGCAAUAGUUGCGUUAUUGGGUAUGGGUGAAGAAUCAUGGUCAUUGGUGCGCAACCAUUUGCAUAAAGAACUGAUAAGCUGGUCCGAAGAGUAUAUCAACCUGGUUGGUGGCAUAGAGAGAUUUGAGGAAUUAAAGCAUUCUCUACUUGUUGACGGAUUAUCUAUGGUUACCAUGGAUAAAUGGAUGAAUAUUACGGAUAUGGGAUAUGUCAUUGCUUCACAAUACAACGUGAUCAUUAUUUCUCUUUCACGAUAA
Glycine soja is the source of this 1260-nucleotide messenger RNA. RefSeq lists its product as uncharacterized. The record is from RefSeq and is a predicted model, not a curated record. The transcript is spliced from 7 exons. The coding region runs from base 1 to 1260 and encodes 419 amino acids. Lineage: Eukaryota; Viridiplantae; Streptophyta; Magnoliopsida; Fabales; Fabaceae.